Anthostomella pinea is the source of this 1737-nucleotide messenger RNA. The record is from the annotation of a GenBank genome assembly. NCBI's taxonomy places the organism in Eukaryota, Fungi, Ascomycota, Sordariomycetes, Xylariales, Xylariaceae.
AUGGCAUCGAGCACAGGCGCAAGCCUUCCACACCGCGCCCUCUCGAGCCUGCGUGGCACCGGAGGCCAUGCAGCGAGCCAGGGGACACCGGGCAGCCCUCACACGCCCACGCGACCCCUUUCGUCCGCGCUCGGAUCGCCCUCGAGCUCGCGUGCCGACGACGACGUAGUCAUCAUAGAGCUGGGUUCCCGCCGGAUGCGCAUUGGCUUUGCUGGGGAGUCGGCUCCUAAGAGGACCGUGUCGUUCAGUCCAGAGCAGCAGCGGCGCGCGGGCGACUUCAGGGCUUGGGAGGCCGGGUUCGAGCAGGACUGGAGGAAGCGCGCGGCGGGGAAGCCCUGUGGAGCCGACCAUGAGCUGUGGCAGCUGGAUGUUCGCGGGCAGGAUCUUGGCUUGGUCGCGGACAAGCUGGAGCGGGAGUUGAGGGAUGCCUUUUACAAGUACCUGCUCAUUGAUUCCAGACCGAAAAAGUUCACAUUGGUGCUGCCGCCGACCAUGCCUUUGCCCUUGCUCUCUACCGUCCUCGACACCAUCUUCAACCAGUUCCAAGCUCCUACCGUGUCGCUCCUCUCGUCGCCCGUCAUGGCCACGAUGGCGGCGGGCACGCGAUCCGCCCUCAUAAUCGACAUGGGCUGGCACGAGACCACAGUCACGGCCGUCUACGAAUACAGAGAGGUACAAAGCUGGAGGACGAUAAGAGCGGGAAAGCUACUGGUGGAGGAGACGUACGACUUCUUGUCGCAAGGUAUACAGGGUCGCCCAGCUACGGCACGAACAGAACGUACGGAGAACAGGAGCGAAAAGGAUGCUGUGAGCUUCGAGGAAUGCGAAGAGGUCGCCAGCCGUAUGCUCUGGUGUAAGAGAGCCGCGAAGGAACCUGACCCAGAGACCACUGAGGGCCUUGCGACCGUUCACGAGCACGAAGAGAUUGAGACGACACCUCCGGCGGAGGACCAGACGCCCAUGGCCAUACCACUGAAAUCAUGCAAGCCACCAAAAACAUUGAAAAUCCCCUUUUCAGAACUAGCCGAGCCCUGUGAAGCGAUCUUCUUCGAGACCCGGCUUUCACCAUCGUGCUUUGACGACCACGAGCUUCCCGUGCACCUGCUAGUGUACCGAGCUCUCCUACAGCUGCCGCUAGAUGUACGGGCUAUUUGCAUGUCCCGCAUCAUUUUCACCGGAGGCUGCUCCAACAUCAUUGGACUCCGAGGUCGCAUCUUCGACGAGGUCUUGCUGCUCGCCCAGGAACGGGGCUGGGACCCUGUGCGAGGAAAGGGAGUCGAGCAGUACAAGGCAAACCCGAAGCUAAAGCGCAACGGCGGCCGACAAGCUGGCGAUGGGCCUAUGCCCGUGAUUGUACAACAAGCCUCAGACGGAAGCGAAGCGGAAGCAAAUACCGCCCCAGUCCGCGCAGCGCAUCUGCCUCAAGAACCUGAUCUGGUAGAGAAGCUAAUCAGAAAGGAGAGCAACUACAAGCCUCCGGCUCAAGGAACGUUGCGAGCAAUCGAUUCACUCGGUGCCUGGUGCGGAGCGAGUAUGACGACGCAGCUUAAGGUGCCGGCACUGGCGACGGUGGACCGCGAGCUGUGGCUACAACAUGGCGUGCUAGGGGCUUCUCGGCCCAGCGAGGUGGAUGUCAAGUCGGCGCAGAGACAGAGUAUGGGGCCUAGUGGUCUGAUGAGAGGCCAGGCGUCCUCCCAGACGAACAAUUGGACAUUGGGUGUGUGGGGAUCAGUCUGA